GGCUCCUUGUAGUUCGUAGCAACAAAGAUAAAGAACUGUCAAAAUGUUUUUUCGUGAAAAUGUACCUUCUAAUGCAGAUAAAUUCCAAAUAUUUAUCGCAAUUUUAUUGUGCAUUAAUCGAUAAAACAUAGGUAGUUAUCAUUUCUUCGCUCAAGUCCGCGAAAAGACGAAUUUAGCCAUGGAAUGGACGAGCCAAAACAUCAAAAUACACUUCAAAUCCGCAACAACCACAAGAAACAGCUUCAAAACUGCAGAAAUUGACACAAAUUGUUAACCAUUUCGAAAAAAUAUCAUGGAUAAGUGGAAGUGUGAUGAAUGCAAUAUGAAGUUUGACUYGAAAUUUCUGUAUGAGACUCACAAGAAAAAGUUUUGUGGAGUUCUAGGUGAACCCCCCGGACCCACACCAGCUAGAAGCCCUGGAUCUUAUGAAAAUUUUGAAAAGUACAGGGGGAGGACGAGUCGGUCUCCUAAAGAGUCUUUGCCACCACUUUCAGCAGAGAGCAGAGCAUCUCAUGACUCUCUAAGAAACUUUAAGACAACUGACAGCCGUCAAUCAUCUAUGAGUGAGCUUGAAAAAGAGAAGGUUGAACAGCUAAAAGCCUUAAAAGAAAGCAAAUCCUUGCAGAGGARCUUACAGCACUUGGGUGUCAAGUCAUCUGUCCCUAUUCAUAAGGUGCCAAGUAGGCUAUCAAGGCCUUCAAGCUAUGAUCUUAUGGACAGACCACUACUUAAUGACCAGAUGCAACAGCUCCAAAUCAAUCACAAAGAACAACUUGAACAGCUGAAAGCUCACAAUGAGAGAUUACAACAGGAAAAAAUAGAAAUUCAAGAAAGAAUGAAUUCUCUUGGAUUGAAGAGUAGACAAAAGCUUGUAUCACAGGGAAGUAUGGAUAAACAAGUUGAUGAACUUGAUGGAUUAAAAAGAUUCCUAGAUUACAAAUCUAAAGAAAUAAGUAAUGAUUACAAGAUGGAGAUGAAGAAACUUAGUGAAUUGAAGAAGAAGACUUAUAAAAAUGCCUCUAAUGUUGUACUUCAGCCAUCRCCCUCCCCAAUAUCAAGAUAUAAUUCACCAGCUGGUCAAGAAAUAAGAACUAGAAGUCUAGAAGUGUCAAAAGCAGUUGCUAUCAAACUGUCCUAUCUUCAAGGUGGUGGAAGAGACCCAGCAAUACUCUCGCAGAUARUGCAACUAGAGCAGGAAGCACAUGGCUUACARACAGCCCCAAAGCCAGCGGUUACUGAUCCUGUCAUACAGCAACAGAUAACGGAAUAUCAUCUUGCAAAUCAAAAGCUGGAACAUGAGUUACAACUGCUCAGGAUGGAAAAACAGCAGAGUGAUGGCCAGAGAAAGACUCCAGAGUUAAGUCCAGAGUUCCAGCGCCUUAAAAUGCAACAUCUUGAAAAAAUGACAGAACUAAAACAAGAAAGUGAAAUGUUGAAACAACUGACCGAGAUUGAAAGAAUGAAGAAAGAACUGCAAGAACUCAGAGGAGAAAAAACGGACAGAACUGAAUCUCGGUCAAAACAGACACAUGAGGUUCCAUUUUUGAUGUCCACGAGUGGUCUGGACGUCAGCCUUAAACCAAGUCCUUAUGAUCCAAGUGCUGGAUUCUCGGUAUUCUGGGACUUUAUACUAGGUCUGCCAUCAUCAUGUACUAAGUGUAGACUGGCUGUAGGGAUAUAUAAUGGCAAUGAGUUGCUAUCUGAUGUUAAAGUGCUACCAAUGGUUUCUGCAGCUGAAUAUCAACAGCGUUCACUACCGUCAGGGGGGAACUUGGUCACUUUACUGUCUUUCAUUUGCAGAUGUGCUCCAUUGCAAACACUCUCCUUAGUAGCAGAACUUCAAGCAAACAAUAUCGAUAAGAGAGAAAACUCYGAGAAACUCUACUCUAAGGGAUGGACAAAGAUGGAUUUGUUUGAUCCUAUGGACAGGCUGAUUAGUGGCAGAUGGAAAAUCCCGUUCCGUGUGCCGCCAAUCAAGACAUAUCUAAGCAUGCAUGAACUYAACAGAAUUCCACAAGUUGGAAUGACAGAACUGUACAUCAGGCUGGUCAAUGCACGUGAUGUCAACCAAGAAGAGAUUAUAACACCACAACCUCUACAGCAUUACACAUACAAUUACCCUUCUGUGGAUAAUACUGCAGCCUUGCAAAGGUUAAGUGGACAUAGAAUCGUGUCUCUUCCUGGUACAGCACCUGUAAAUGAUGUUCCACCACUGCCUCCCCCUUCGGUACCCCCUCCUCCUGAUACUCCUGGUACCGUAUCCUUGGCUACUACCAGAGAGCCAAGUCCAAAUCCAGCCUYGGAUCAGUCAAUCUUAGGAAUAGUUGUUGAUCAGUUGCGUGAUGCUGUUGAUGGAGAGAUUAAGCUAAAGAUUACUGCUUACAAUGGAAUAAAUGGMGAGAUUCUAAAGGCGGCAGGAGAUACUCCAGUCGUUUGUGUGACGAAGUCUUUUAAACCAGACUUUCUUAAGGACAUCUAUGUGUUUGGCUUACAAGAGGCACUGUUUCGCCAUGUUCAGUGGAAUAGCCAGUCUUUUGUUAUUAUCCGUUUCUAUUUGCAAUCUGGGGAACAAGGUAAACAAGGCACUACAUCAAACUUGUUGGAUGAUAAUAAGUUAGCUGCCUGGACAGUUAUACCGUUGGCUGUUACAAGUGAACGUGGUAGUCGACAAGGUCGAGAAAGCAGUGUUCGUUUAAAUGCAGGAAAGCAUCGUCUUCAUUUGUAUUUUCCUCCUGUACCAGACGUUACUUCCAUUCCAACAAAUAUAAAUCAUUCCCCACAGGAGUGGGCUAAGUAUGGGCAUUCUACUCUUAUAAUGGCUAUAUUCUCUGGGUUUAGAAUGCCCUUUGAGAGAUCCACUAUGCCUGAUGAAUUCACUGAUGAUAAUGAAUUACCCAAGGAUGCGUGGGUAAAGAAUGGUAGGUCUUCUGUGGCUACUGAGGAGUUCAGUCCUGGUAAUGGUUUUGAUUUAUACAUUGAUGGUGCACGAUUUCUGCCUGAUAGUGUCACAUAUACAAAGGUCGCUGGACGUGUUAUGGACAAAAAUUAUGAGAAGGUCGGUCCCGAUGUAGAAGUCCAGUCCAAGCUGUAUUCCGAUAUUUACAAUCCAGAGUUCGACUGUCGAUUGGAGUUUCGAGAACCGAUCUUCAAUAUUACAUCUAUGCUUGUUGUUAAGAUUUAUUCUGUUGAUCGUGUCACCAAGAAACUCUCUUGUAUUGGUUUCUCAGUUUUGCCGAUAUUCCUAAUGCUUGGAACAACCAAUCCACCAGAAAAUAACAGUGAUACUGCAAAGGUUGCUCUCAACGAUGGAGCACAUCAAUUACGCAUCUAUAAUGGAUCUCCUGACUUUAGCCAGCCUCUGGGGACCUCUAUCAUAUCAAACCUUGCGCCUGUACCAUGCGCCAGUCUGUUGGUCAGGGUUGUACGUGCUGUUUGCCAUCCAAACGGAAGACCCAAAGAGAUAUCUCAAUUCGAUGAAAAUGAGUGGGAGGAGGAAGGGCUUGUAGUCCCUAAACCUCGAUACGAAGAAGGAGUAUAUUAUUCGUUAUCCUGCGAGCCAUCUCUUGGAGAGUGUCAGAUYCUCAAUAACAUGGUAUCUAGGCAACGAGUUACUGUACGGGAAGCGAUACAGUUUACAGCCCUUGGUCAGGACAGAAAUAUGAAGAAAGACGAAGUGAUUACUAGCUGGAUCAAGACCCAGCUGACACGUGAUAUUGAUGUUGCACCUUCGGAUUUUGAUAUCAAUUAUGUAUCUCUCUAUCAUCCUAUGCACGGACUGAAGAUUUCUGUYGACGGUGCGCGGAAUCUUCCCUGGUCAAGCUUCACGUUUGCAUCGUUUUGUCUAUCAGGCCACCAAGCAGACCCUUUAGAAUUCUCCACCAGUAUUGAUUUUACAAGUGAAGUCAGUUCUCCUGUAUGGCUCGAUGGAUUUAAAAGUUUUCCAAGGCGCUUGCAUCAUCGAUAUCUGAAUGUUGUCAUCCAUCUGCGAGAAGUAGUGGUGGAUUUUACGGGAAGUGUCGARAAGUACGGUCUAAAAGGACAGGCAUGGACRGUGCUACCUGUCUUCCAUGAGGGUUAUGUCAUGAACGGCAGCUAUCAGCUUCCAUUAUAUCAAGGAGAACCAACUCAGCCAAUUUUGAAUGAGMUGCGACAAGAUAGCUGCCUUGACGUUAUUGCUGCUUUCCGUCGAAAGAAAACUAUGAAAUACCUUGAAGGAUCGUCGGUGUUUGUUCGUCUAUCAGAUGCAAGAAGAGAAGAACAACUACCAAGACCAAUGAUGAGAGCAAAGCAAGAGUAUCUUCCAAAAGAUAGAUUAGAGCGGUAUUCAUCUGUCAGCACCUCUAAGGAAGUUUCGUCUUUAUUUCCACCUGGAGUAUCAGAAGUCGACUUUGGUACAACGUUUACUGAUAAAGUCAAAGAGCUAUCAUUGCAGAUCUUUGCCAAAAACGUUAAAGACAUUGCGGAAAAAGACGCUAAGAAAUGAUACUCUAAACAUGCACGAUAAAUAGAACGGACCCAUCCUAUUUCCGACAUCCAACAUGAAACAGUCGCGAUGAUUUGGUUGAGAAACUCGACAAGAAUCGUUCGUGAUUAUUUGGUUUAGACACCCGACAAGAAUUGGUCGUGGUGAUCUGUGUUCUUCACCCGACAAGAAUCGGUCGUGAUUAUUUGGUUUAGACACUCGACAAGAAUUGGUCGUGGUGAUUGUGUUCUUUACCCGACAAGAAUCGGUCGUGAUCAUCUGCUUUAGACACCCGACAAAAAUUGGUCGUUGUGAUCUGUGUCCAUCACCCGACAAGAAUAUAUCGGUCGUGAUCAUCUGCUUUAGACACCCGACAAAAAUUGGUCGUUGUGAUCUGUGUCCAUCACCCGACAAGAAUAUAUCGGUCGUGAUCAUUUG
Molecule: messenger RNA, 4900 nt
Organism: Exaiptasia diaphana
Lineage: Eukaryota; Metazoa; Cnidaria; Anthozoa; Actiniaria; Aiptasiidae
Source: RefSeq, a predicted model, not a curated record